This is a messenger RNA of Triticum dicoccoides, 1355 nucleotides long. Its product is annotated as WRKY transcription factor WRKY76-like. The transcript is spliced from 4 exons. Gene Ontology annotation, biological process: regulation of DNA-templated transcription. The record is from RefSeq and is a predicted model, not a curated record. Bases 109 to 1104 code for a protein of 331 amino acids. Gene Ontology annotation, molecular function: sequence-specific DNA binding; DNA-binding transcription factor activity. NCBI's taxonomy places the organism in Eukaryota, Viridiplantae, Streptophyta, Magnoliopsida, Poales, Poaceae.
UCGUGGUUGAUUCUUCACGCAUAGCAAUCCCAGUCUCAGCCUCUCAGGCCAGGCUCACGGUGGUAGGAAGUUUGCAGGGCCGCGCCCGUGUGAUUGCUGAUCUGAUCAAUGGACACGGCGCGGCGCUCGCCGGUCUGCCUCGACCUCAUGGUCGGCCUUCCCAUGGUCCGCGAGCCGUCUCCGGCGAGGUGCGCCGGAAUGAGAGCCGAAGCUCACAUUUCUAGCUCGGCCUGUGGCAGAGCAGCUUCCACCACCAUGACCAACGGCGAGGCCAGGAUCCUGGAGGCCAAGUUCACGGAGGUGAGCGAGGAGAACAGAAGGCUCACCGAGAUGAUCGGCUACCUGUACGCUAAUAACCAGAAUUUCGGGCGACAGAGCCCCGAAGGCGAGGGCGAGCAGCCCGCGAGUACUGCCGCGUCGCCGACAUCGCCGGUGGGCAAGAAAAGGGGCAGGGAGAGCCCGGACACGUCGGAUUCCGGCGAUGCCAACAGCGACAAGAAGAUAAACAUGGUCGAGGCCGAUCAUGUCGACGUCGAGAGCCCGCUGAGCAACGGCACUUGCCGGAGAAUCAAGGUUAAGAAGGUCUGCACCCGGAUCGACCCAUCGGACACGAGCCUUGUGGUGAAAGAUGGGUAUCAAUGGCGGAAGUACGGGCAGAAGGUCACACGAGACAACCCGUCCCCCAGAGCCUACUUCCGAUGCGCCUUCGCACCGUCCUGCCCUGUCAAGAAGAAGGUGCAGAGAAGCGCGGAGGACAGCUCUGUGGUGGAGGCGACGUACGAGGGCGAACACAACCACCCGCGCCCCACGCGGGACGGCGAGCUGCCGAGCUGCGCAACGCAGGGCGGCGGCUCGGUGCCAUGCUCCAUCUCCAUCAACUCCUCCGGCCCGACCAUCACGCUGGACCUCACCAAGAACGGGGGAGGCGUGCAGGUCGUCGAGGCAGGGGAGGCGCAACCGGACCUGAAGAAGGUGUGCCGGGAGGUCGCGUCGCCGGAGUUCCGGGCGGCUCUGGUGGAGCAGAUGGCCCGCGAGCUCACCGGCGACCGGAAGUUCACGGACGCGCUCGCCGCCGCGAUCCUGCGGAAGCUGCCGGAUUAUUAGCAUUCAGUAGAAGCUAUCGAGAUUCGAGACUGUGCAUACAGUACUUCAGAAACAAACACCCGUGCGGUGUUCUAGUACAGCUUCAGAAAAGAUGUUCUAGCACUUCUCUGCUGAGAUUUAGGGCCUAGUUCUCCCCUAAUUGUACUGCAUAAUUUGCAAUUUUUCUUGCUAUUUGAUGAUCUGAAUCGUACCACAGGAAAAUAAUGUAUCGUGAAAAGAAGGUAUGGAGAAAAUAAAUUUGAAACGUGCCA